Molecule: messenger RNA, 192 nt
Organism: Peronospora matthiolae
Lineage: Eukaryota; Oomycota; Peronosporomycetes; Peronosporales; Peronosporaceae
Source: the annotation of a GenBank genome assembly
AUGAAGCAUUUGGUGAAUGGAAAAAUCUGGCAGUGGGCUGCUGACAGCUCCAUUGUUCGGGUGUAUGUAGACUGGAUGAGCGUGUCGCAAGACGGUCGUAUCGUUGCAGUAAGAUUCGGUGCGCCUCCUUCUGCGGACGAGACGGAGAAUCUGAACGGUGCACUAGCACUGCCAGGACUACAUGACUCCUAA